Molecule: messenger RNA, 1174 nt
Organism: Cuscuta epithymum
Lineage: Eukaryota; Viridiplantae; Streptophyta; Magnoliopsida; Solanales; Convolvulaceae
Source: the annotation of a GenBank genome assembly
CUUGAACCUUCUCGCCUUCUCCCUCGUAAAAUCCCUAGCAACUUGCAAAUACCUUUUCAAGUUUUAAUGGCAAUUUUCUCACCCAAAUUCUGGACCCUUCACCUUUCUUCAAAAAAUUCUGGUUCAUCAUUUCCGCCGCCAAGGAAUCAAGUUUCCAUGAUAUCCUUAUUACCCACACAUAUAUUUCCUAUUCCUAUUCAGUCGAUUUCCUGUGGCAGGGGCUCCUUCAAAAAUUUCUGCUUGUCUCCUCAAAUGGAAGGAUCUGCUUCGGCAGAAGGGUACCCUAAUUUGAAAAAAUUAUUAGGUGAUAUGGAAUUUCCGACUCAGGAACAGAAGAAUCAUCGGGCCGUCAUUUUUUGGAUUGUAAUGCGCGAUGAUGAAAGUGAGCUUAAGAAAGAGUUUGGCGAACUUGUUGAGCAGUUUCGGACCUGGCUUAGUUUCGAUAAUAGGCUGAAAGUCCUGUUUGGACAGAUUACUCAUCGUAUCUUCAUGGAGGCGUGCUGUUCUCGUCUAUUAGAGAAUGUUGAUCGUUGGGUUUGCUGCAGUUCAAUUGUGCAUAGCAAUUUUACCCAGCUUUCUCAGAAGAUACCAAUGUUUAUGGAACCAUCAUUUGGUUUUUUCCGGACCAAAAAUACCAAGGAUACGAUUGAUGGUGUGAUGUUUAUGGUGAUGGUAGGUGUCGAGGGCGAUAUAUCUGACAAAUGUGAGAAUCUUGAAGAACUUUUGCAGCAGCUGAACACUUUUGAAGGAAAAAUAAAUUCGAUUUCACCAAGCUGCAUAAGCGUGAAGCUCGACAAGGAAAAGGUGGAAGAACUUGAGAAAUAUUCUCAGGUUUUGUAGCGGGUUUAAUGUAGUUUCUGAAUAUGUAAAUUUUGUUUACUAAAAGUAAUUCUAUUAAUGACAGGGAUCAGUUAACUUUAUGGUCAGUCAAACAUCGUAAAUCGUGUGGGAAGCUUAAAGUGGGACGGAGGGAGUACAUUUUACUCAUUAUUUUGACACUCCGUAAAUGUAAAAAAUGGAGUUUUUUUAACAUUUUACGCAUUAUUUCGUUACAUUAAAAACAUUUUUUAAUUGUUAUGAACAUCUAAGUUACUUUAUUGAGCAUUUAAAAAUAAUACUUUUCCUGUAUUUCUCAUUCAACUUGGUAUGAAAUACACAUUUUAAAAUUUUAAUU